GCUCCGCUUCUUCCAGGAGCUUGGGUCGCAAAGGGCCCUGACGCUGACGAUAGGGCUCGCUCGAUUUAGACCAUUCCGCUAAGUGGUAGCUCAGAUCGGAGCCGGCUUUCACUCUCCCUCCAGCUCCACCACCUCUAACUUGAUGCCGCUGGUCAACUACUCUGAUUCCGAGGACGAGAGCAAUGGCACCCCAGCAGACACCCAGCUUCAAAAGAGGACGGGUGCGUUGAAGCGCACGCGGGAUGAGACUGAAGCUUCUUCAGAGCUCCCGCCACUUCCCUCAGCCUUCCACGACCUCUACACCACUGACACGCGUCGCUCCACGCGUGACGACUCCAGUCUUCAUGGCGGCCGGAAGCGUGCAAUCCCACACAAAGAAGGCAAUUGGAUAACCCACGUCUAUCUAGAGUGGCACCCCACACUCACAGAAUCCACCACGCUCAGCACUCUCAUCAGCCUCGUCCAAAAGGCCGAACACGCACAACAACCAUUCAAUAGCGACCCCCAAAUCCACUCCUCCCUUCUCUCACCCCUUGGCACGCCUCUACCUCUCCACAUCUCCCUCUCACGCUCGCUCGUCCUCGUCGCACGGCAACGCGAACCCCUUCUCGCGACUCUAAACACCAACAUCCGCAAAGCCGCCGUCCGCCCCUUCGACAUCGAAGCGACAACCCUGAAAUGGGUCCCCAACUACGAGCGCACGCGGUGGUUCCUGGUGCUUGGCCUCGCGCGGCCCGAGGGUGAUGAGCUGAAUAAGUUGCUGGAUGCUUGCAACGUGACCGCGGUCGAGUUUGGGCAGCCGGAACUUUACUCCGGAUCUGGUAGCAAUGAGGACAGCAAGGACGAGAUCGAAAAGGUGGAAGGACGGAAGCACAAGAAGAAGAGGAGACGUUCUAGGCGCUCUACUAGCUCAACAAAGGUCGAUGUUCUCCAGGGCCGGUCGGAAGCUUUUCAUAUUAGCAUAGCGUGGACCCUGGAAGACCCGGGCACUGUGUAUACAGAAUUGCUGCAAAGUCCGGACGUGGAGGCGUUUUUGGAGAAGGAAGUUAGGGCCAUGCAGGUGCGAUUUGAGGGCGUGAAGGUCAAGAUUGGGAAUGCGGUCUGUGUGGUACCUCUGGCCAGAAAGGUAGACGAUUCCCACGGGAUGCUGGGGCUUUGA
Molecule: messenger RNA, 1159 nt
Organism: Mytilinidion resinicola
Lineage: Eukaryota; Fungi; Ascomycota; Dothideomycetes; Mytilinidiales; Mytilinidiaceae
Exons: 2
Coding region: 143-1159 (338 amino acids)
Biological process (GO): U6 snRNA 3'-end processing
Cellular component (GO): nucleus
Molecular function (GO): 3'-5'-RNA exonuclease activity
Source: RefSeq, a predicted model, not a curated record